Siniperca chuatsi (mandarin fish) is the source of this 666-nucleotide messenger RNA. RefSeq names its product cocaine- and amphetamine-regulated transcript 2 (gene cart2). Gene Ontology annotation, biological process: adult feeding behavior; positive regulation of MAPK cascade; G protein-coupled receptor signaling pathway. Lineage: Eukaryota; Metazoa; Chordata; Actinopteri; Centrarchiformes; Sinipercidae. The record is from RefSeq and is a predicted model, not a curated record. The transcript is spliced from 3 exons. Gene Ontology annotation, molecular function: neuropeptide hormone activity. Bases 47 to 550 code for a protein of 167 amino acids.
AACUCUGUUCCGAAAGGUGCUAUAUAAAUAAAUAAAGUUAUUACUAAUGAAUCAACCGGUAACACUGAGAUCAUUAGGGGCCGUCUACGUCACACCCCGUGACGUCGUCCGGAGGGGGGCGGGGCGGUUUGGCCAAACAUCCCGCGCGUCGCCGGCAGCGCGUGACACACACACACCUGGAGGAGAGAGGAACGCAGCUCGCGGAACUUUGCUCUCCGGUGUUCUUUCUGGCAACAUGUGGGCGCGAGCUGUGCUGUGCGCGGCGCUACUGUCCGCGCUCUGCCCGGCGGGGAGGACGGAAGCCGAGAGGGACGAGCGCGCGGUGCAGGACUCCAACUACUCCAACUCCAACAGACUGCUCGGCGCUCUGCACGAAGUGUUGGAGAAACUGCAGACCAAGAGGAUUAAUCCCUGGGAGAAGAAGUACGGACAGGUCCCCUCUUGUGACCUCGGGGAGCACUGCGCCGUCAGGAAAGGAUCUCGUAUCGGGAAGAUGUGCGACUGCCCUCGAGGAGCUUUCUGCAACUUCUUCCUGCUGAAGUGCUUAUGAGCCAAUCAGACGACACAGCAAGAGUAUAUUUUAACAUGUAUAUUUUCCAUUUAUAUAUAUAAAAAAAUCUAAAUGAUGUAAAGUAGCCUAGAAUAAAAUAUAUAAUAAAUCAUGAA